Messenger RNA from Coffea eugenioides, 2858 nucleotides. RefSeq lists its product as uncharacterized. The record is from RefSeq and is a predicted model, not a curated record. Bases 226 to 2202 code for a protein of 658 amino acids. Gene Ontology annotation, biological process: lipid catabolic process. Lineage: Eukaryota; Viridiplantae; Streptophyta; Magnoliopsida; Gentianales; Rubiaceae. The transcript has 8 exons.
UCCAAGUACAGAAGACAGGGUAGGACUUAGAGAAGAAGAAUAAAGAAGGAAAAUACAAAGGAAAGGAAGUCUUCUCGUACACACCAAUAUAAAUUCCGUUACUUAACUUGUUAACUUCAAUUUUGAAUACCUUGGAAUCAAAGCUAUCGUCUAAUAUUCAUCACCAAUAAAUUUCCUAAAUUCCCGUAAGUAUCGGAUUUCCCCAGAUUUAAGGAUCGAAAAGUUAUGGCAACUGCAACUAUGGCGACUGCAGCUGGUGCUGCUGCUCUCUUGUAUUAUACAUUGAAUAGAAAAAUAGUGUCCAGUACCACUAAGAGAGAUGAUGAUGAAGAUAGUGGUGGUGUGGACACACAAACUCAUUCAGGGAUUGAUCGAGUUUCAAAUAGGCUCAUACAAGCUCCUGCAACAUGGUUAGAGACAAUUUCAACGUUAUCUGAGACACUAAGGUUUACAUAUUCUGAGACUCUGGGAAAGUGGCCCAUUGGUGAUUUGGCUUUCGGAAUCAGCUUUCUGUUAAAGAGGCAGGGAAAUUUACACGUUGGAAGCGUAUUUGGAGGGAAUGAUAGCCAUCAACUCAAAGGACCUGAAAUUACAUUGGAGCUUAGACAUCUCUUGAACUUGUUGACGCUUUGUUGGCAUUUUUCCAAAAAACCAUUUCCACUGUUUUUGGAGGAGACGGGCUUUUCCCAAGAAAAUGUUCUUCUCCAAGAACCUAAGGCCGGAAUACUGAAACCGGCUUUUACAGUUCUGGUUGAUCAAAAUUCAAAAACAUUCCUCUUAUUGAUUCGUGGAACACACAGUAUCAAGGAUACUCUGACAGCUGCUACUGGAGCAGUAGUACCUUUCCAUCACUCUGUCGUGUGUGAGGGAGGAGUCAUCAAUUUGGUUUUGGGUUAUGCACAUUGUGGGAUGGUUGCAGCAGCUCGCUGGAUUGCUAAACUUGCAACUCCUUGUCUCCUUAGAGCCCUCAACAAUUAUCCUGAGUAUAAACUUAAGAUUGUAGGACAUUCUUUGGGUGGUGGUACUGCAGCUCUUUUAACUUAUGUAUUGCGUGAGCAGAAGGAACUAUCAACAGCUACGUGUGUAGCAUUUGCUCCAGCUGCUUGUAUGACAUGGGAAUUGGCUGAAUCUGGCACUGAAUUCAUUACUUCUGUAAUAAAUGGAGCUGAUCUGGUGCCAACAUUCUCUGCUGCUUCAGUGGAUGACCUUCGUGCUGAGGUGACAGCAUCAGCCUGGUUGAAUGAUCUUAGGAAUCAGAUUGAACAAACUCGAAUCCUUAGUACUGUUUAUCGAUCUGCUUCAGCCUUGGGUUCUCGUCUUCCAUCCAUGGCAAGUGCUAAAGCAAAAGUUGCUGGUGCUGGUGCAAUACUGCGCCCAGUAUCUACUGGUACACAGGUUGUUAUGAAGAGAGCCCAAAGCAUGGCUCAGGCAGCAUUAUCAAGACCUGGCAUGCGAUUAUCCUCAUGGUCAUGCAUGGGUCCUCGACGUCGUUCAGCAAAUAAACAAGGGAGCACUAAUGAUGGGGCAGAGUCUUUGGAAUCUUCUGCAAUUCAUGGAGAAACAUCUGAACCAUUCCUUGCUACCUCUGAGGUGACCUCAAGUAGCAUUGACAGCUCUGAAAUCCCUGUAUCUUCAUCAGGAGGGGUGGUGUGGAGUUCAGGAAGUUGCUCAAGUGAGAUCAGAUGCGGUGUUGAUGCUGACCUUGAUGAGGGCGAGGAUGUCUUGGACCAUGAUAGACAUCAAGAUCGUAUGACGGAAGUUGAGUUGUGGCAACAAAUUGAGAAAGAGCUUUAUGAUCAGAUUGAAUGUGAGGAAUCUGAUGUGGUGAAGGAGAUUAGGGAAGAAGAAGCAGCAGCUAUUGCAGAGGUAAGUGAUAGUGACUCUGAAAGCUCACUGCCUAAUACAAAGGAAGUGCACAGGUUUUUCCCCCCGGGAAGAAUAAUGCACAUCGUGACACUUCUUACUGAUGAGGUGGACUGUGGAAUUGACAGCAUUACUUCUAGUAGCUUGGACCAUUGUCAACCAGCUGAGCCAAAAGUUGGAAUUUUUCUGACUCCUAGGUCAUUGUAUAGUAAACUAAGGCUGUCCCAGACCAUGAUUGCUGAUCACUUCAUGCCAGUUUAUAGAAGACAAAUGGAAAAGCUCAUAAGAGAACUUGAGGAAGAGAGCUCUGAUAGCCAUCGUUUUGAUCAGGAAAUUUAAGAAGAUAUUUUGUGUAGUGCACCCGAUUCUAGAUUUUAGGAAAAUGAUGCUGGAGGAGGCUUAUUUCUUUAUCUGCCUCCAAAAUGCUGCUUUCCAAUUUUCUCCAUUGUCAGAAGUUGGAAGUCCUUGUGGCCCUGUGUUAUUGCAGGACAAAGAAGUAAUAUCUCAAGAAUAUAAGAAGUCUUAACUCGACUGACCCUUCCGGUGGGACCUUUGGUUCAAGGGAAAGAGAGGUUGUCGCGCUGCUUUUAGUGGGUUAUAGUCUCUGUAUAGUUUAACAUUGAAUUUAUUCUUUGUUUUUGUGUCGGGGGGCAGUGAAUUUGAUUUUGGUUGCUCUUUGGUGCGGGCAAUAUAUGAAUGAAGGGGGGAUUUGUAGUCUGGAGAUGCCCCUCCAUUGUAUCAUCUUUUGUUGCUUUGGUUGUUCAUGGUCAUCUCACUUGUAACCCUCAAAAUCUCCCAAAUGGGAGAAACUUUUUAUUCCAAACCCGACUCUGUUCAGUUCUUAAAUGUGAUGGCAGGGAAGCGGUCGUAGCGCUCCCCGGUGUAUAGGAAUUAAGUAGGCUUUGAGCGACUCAGGAAUGGAAAAUUAGGGAUCCCAUCUGCUAUGGGCCUUUGUCAGCUGUUCAAUGAAAAUGUCCAAUGGGGGGUCCUCCUGU